Molecule: messenger RNA, 592 nt
Organism: Passer domesticus (house sparrow)
Lineage: Eukaryota; Metazoa; Chordata; Aves; Passeriformes; Passeridae
Product: ribosomal RNA processing protein 1 homolog
Exons: 3
Coding region: 121-348 (75 amino acids)
Source: RefSeq, a predicted model, not a curated record
UGUGUUGACACGCUCUGCACCUUGCUCCUGCCCUCGCCUUUCACUCUUCUUAUCCCCCCGAUACCCCGAUCAUUCCUGACAGCUCCUGAGUGCCAGGAUUUCAUCAUCCAGCCCUGCAGGAUGCUCCCCUUUGUCCUGAGGGAGGCUGUCCCAGACAGAGAGGAGGAGAUGGAGGUAGACACCAAGAUUGAUAUGGAGGAGGAGAUGGAAAUUGACGGAGAAGACCCAGGAGAGGAAGAGAUGGAUGUGGAUGAGGAUGUUGAAGAAGAGAUGGACGUGGACGUGACUGAGGACGAAGAGAUGGAUGUGGAUAUGGAAGAGUCCAUUGAGAACAUGGAUAUUGAUUAAGAAGGUGCGAUGGACAUCACCGACAGAGGCACCACCCUUUUGUAUAUAUGUUUUACACUUUGUUGUUGUUCUUUAGAAUAUAGAUUUUAAGACUUCUGUAAAUACGUUUCACAUAGUUUUGCUAGGUAGGUUUUUCUGUAUAUAUGUUCUAUCAAUUGUUGUUGUUACAAAUAUUCUUAGAAUGUAAAUAUGUUCUGUAUUUUUGCUGCUGUUCUUCUGAAAUAAACAAAUUUUAUUUUUCACA